GGUAUUUGUUUUGGUGGAUUGUCAGUUGUCAGUGUCAGUAUCAGCAGGGCGUUUUGUUAUUGAUCUGGGUUGUGUUCCAAGUCCAGUGGAUUUUUGCGCAUUAUUCCGAAAAGAUCAACUAAGGAAAAAUGACGAUUCUAACAAAGCCAUUUUCCGAGAAAAAGGAUAAUCUGGAUGUGCCCUUAGUGGAGAAUGACGCUGCACUUCCAGAGAAACAUAUUGGAGGUCCUGAUGUAGAAGCGCAGACUCAUCAUCGUCGCAUUAUUAUCUUACCAGGACAUGCCAGACGCGUUACUUCGACCACUCUGCUGUGGCUGCUGGUUGUCGCGCUAGCAGGAGCCAGUGUGGGAAUUGUUGGGGGCAGAAUGAUCUACAAUGAGUACAUCAGAGUGCUUUCCCGACCAUCGUAUUCAACAGCCCGCGGUUGGGUCAGCAUACCCAAGCCUGCGACCAUCGACAGCGAUUAUGGAACCAGCGAAGAAGACCCCUAUGCGAGCAUGUUCAAGUACGCGGCUAAUAGAGUGUUUACUUACACUAAGCCAAUGAAUCUUCUGGUUUUUUUUGUUAGGAACGGCGACGACCGCUGGAGCAAGGAGGCCGAUGACUAUUUCCAGGAAAACGUGGAUAUCGACACUGUAAACGACCUGGAGAAAAUCGAUGUUCCCAAUUUCAAAAACGGCCGCACUGGCCGUUUUAUCCACGACUUUAACACCAACUACACGGGCAUUUUGGAUGUUACAGGGGGCCGGUGCUUCGUAAUGCCGCUGAACCGAGACAAAGUGCUGCCACCCAAUUCGCUGUUCGAUUUGGUGCAUAAAAUGUGGGAUGGUUACUACAGGGUGAACACGGAAGUGAUCAGGGAAACCAUGCGAGUGGUCACGCCUCCUUUGAGCGACACUUCCGAUAUUGGUGUUUACAUCAACUCCGAAUGCCAGUCGAUGCCCAUCUACAAGCUGGAGAAAUUUGUCGGCGGCGUGGUGAAACGUUCUGCCAGUGCGGAAGAUCAGAAGCAAUUCGCUCAGUUUGCUGGCGAGGGCGUUUUGGAGUUCAAUAUCCUGAAUAUGGACGAAGUCUUGGACUAUGAGACGAAGAACAACAUCAAUCAACCCGCCACCUAGAGCUCGGGGUGAUUGUGUUUCCUUACCUUAGAUAUAUUAUUACUAGAUGUAACUGGACGUUAUUGAGAUAUCAUCCGGUUUAACGGCUUCUUUCACUAAACUAAAUUCAACCGUUUGUAGAUACUUGAAUUGUUUGGAAACUUAUGUAAAGAUGAGCAAUUCAUUGAAGGGUUUUGUUUGAAUAAACUGUUUCUUUUUAUAA
Dendroctonus ponderosae (mountain pine beetle) is the source of this 1320-nucleotide messenger RNA. Its product is annotated as integral membrane protein 2A. Gene Ontology annotation, biological process: negative regulation of amyloid precursor protein biosynthetic process. NCBI's taxonomy places the organism in Eukaryota, Metazoa, Arthropoda, Insecta, Coleoptera, Curculionidae. The coding region runs from base 129 to 1118 and encodes 329 amino acids. Gene Ontology annotation, molecular function: amyloid-beta binding. The record is from RefSeq and is a predicted model, not a curated record. Gene Ontology annotation, cellular component: extracellular exosome; Golgi apparatus; plasma membrane. The transcript has 5 exons.